AUGCACAUGGCCACCGCUAGCAUGGGUCUUCCUUUGAGUGAUUUGCAUUCACAGUUGGCCGCCCUCACCCUGCAGAUCCCAUCGUAUCCGUCGGAGCCACCCGCACGACCUGAUCGAGCGCUAAGCCGAUCAAGUAUCCUCGACGAGACCGUUCCAACACAGGCCUACAAUCCGAUGUUUGGAGCGGAAAAGUUGUUUGCUGGUUUCCAACGACCACAAGCGACGACUCCACAGAACAACUUCGGCUAUUCUUGCAACAGCCAUUCUUCGACGGGAAUCAUUCCAUCACGCUACAACCGCGCUGAAGACACACUGCCUUUGCUGCUUGCCGGUGGCAGCAAUGUUUUCUUCAAACCGCCGGUAACAUCGUGUGCUCCCCAAACUUGCCUUUCUACCAAUGCCAGUCUGUGUUCGAAUGAAAGUGUAUCCAGUGCUGGAUCGCCUCCAAAUACAUGCGCACUCCGAACCCCUCGUGGGAACUGCGGAAUCGCUGAGGUUAACGCAAGGCAUAUGGUACGCAUUGUUCAUCCCGCAAGUCAAAUACGCCUUAACAGCCCUGAAUGUCUUGUGCUCAUUUUAGCACCCCAUGGAGCAGCUGUAGACACGAAAUCUCCGAUUCCCGCCCGUAAAAUACUUGGCACACCGUCAAGGACGCCCUCGCAAUUCAGUAACGAUGUGGAAGUUUUCGCAAGGAAAGUAUUCGUUGGUGGUUUGCCAAUCGACGUCACCGAAGAAGAAAUCUGGCAGACCUUUUCUGUGUUUGGGAAUGUGCUCGUGGAUUGGCCGCGGCGACCGGAUGGCACCAGUGCUCGUGAUGAUGAGUCUGGCAGAGGAUCUCGUUCCAUGACCGGAUACGUCUUUCUCGUGUUUGAGGAGGAAAGUUCGGUACAAUAUCUUGUGAGCGAAUGCCACAAAGAAGAUGACAGAUACUACCUGUUUGUUUCGUCACCAACGAUGCGAGAUAAGCCGGUGCAGGUCAGACCAUGGCGAUUGGCCGAUAUGGAUUUCAUUUCGAAUCCACGCACGAUCAUGGACCCUCGCAGAACCGUGUUCAUCGGCGGGGUGCCCCGUCCUACCAGAGCAAGUGAGUUGGCCGAAUGUCUCGAGCGCCUCUACGGUCCAGUGUGCUACGUGGGAAUCGACAUCGAUCCAGAGCUCAAGUAUCCCAAAGGUGCAGCACGAGUCACAUUCGUCACAACUCAGGCAUUCAUUGCGGCAAUCAACGGGCGCUUCGUGCACGUACAUCACGGAGAUUCACAGAAAAGAGUUGAAAUCAAACCAUACGUCAUGGAUGAGCAGAUGUGCGACCAUUGCGAAGGCAAACAGUGCUCGUCGCGUUAUGCUCCUUAUUUUUGCGGAGAUGUCGAUUGCUUGCAGUACUACUGUGAGUUCUGCUGGGAUCGUGUUCACUACCGCACUGGAUCGAGACGUAUGGAACAUCGUCCACUCGUUCGUAUGGGAGACCAAACUAAGGUUCUUCCUCGUCCCCCUCAUCAUAGCAACAGAACCACAAGGGGCUUUGGCGGACCC
This is a messenger RNA of Ostertagia ostertagi, 1530 nucleotides long. NCBI's taxonomy places the organism in Eukaryota, Metazoa, Nematoda, Chromadorea, Rhabditida, Trichostrongylidae. The record is from the annotation of a GenBank genome assembly.